Pisolithus orientalis is the source of this 840-nucleotide messenger RNA. RefSeq lists its product as uncharacterized. Bases 1 to 840 code for a protein of 279 amino acids. The transcript has 5 exons. The record is from RefSeq and is a predicted model, not a curated record. Lineage: Eukaryota; Fungi; Basidiomycota; Agaricomycetes; Boletales; Pisolithaceae.
AUGCAUGCAGCAUACAAUAAUAGAAAGCAAAGUGGCAUCAAUCUGAUCUGGCUUUCUGAGUGCCUUUCAGCUAUGGAAUUUGGGGUUGAUGAAACCUGGGAGGCAGGCCACCUGGCAGCACAUCCAUCAAGUCUCACUGGCUUUGUGGAUGAACCUAUGGUAAUCCUUGGUACCAGUGAUACCAUUGCAUUGUGGUACCUUCCUGGUGCCAUCACCAAUGAUUUGCAAGCAUCCCUGCAGACACACAUGCUUGCCACUCUGGACCCCCUUCACCAUGCAAUGUCCAAGAGUAUGACAAGUGGCUCCUGGCAGAAAAAUGCUGAAUAUUUCAAUCACACUUCACAGUCACUGGGGUGCCUGGAGUUUUCCCCAGCCAGGCACCAACAGGGGCAUAUGGUAUGGCUAUAUUACCUCAGGGUUUCUGCUGACCUACAGAUGGAUGCUGGUCAUGAAUGGUCCCAGCAGUCUUACCUCCCAGCUGCCAUCCCCUCUGGUGCACUUUCAAUUAUGCACCCAGGCCUGUAUGAUGCUGGAAGGCAAGCCAUGCAGUUGUUGGACACAUGGUCAAGUCAGCAUAACCAAGAUAUGCAUGAUGUCUUGCAGCACUGGCCAUCAGUUUUUACUAAUGUCUCCAUAAUCUCUAACUGGACCACACCCUUUCACCAGGACCCACACUCACAGUCUGAUUGGUAUGACAUGCUGGUCACAGUUGGCAAUUAUGAAGAUUGUGUAUUGGAUAUCCCCACACUUGGCCUUCAGUUCCUUUACAACCCCAGCACUGUAGUUGCAUUUUCCAGCAGGCUUCUUCAACAUGGGGGAUACCCUGUGGGGAUUGGAUGA